AUGGAGAAGAUGGUCCUAUACCUGGGAACCCCGACAAGAUACUUAUCUACGAGCUGCCCAGAUUGGUUCCUGCUUUGCCUUUGGAUGCGGGUUUGUGUUAUUAGUGCUCAUCGUCUUUCGACAAUUCUGUUCUUGUCCCCUACCUUGUUCCGAAUUCAUGAUGGACGUCUGUUGCUUGGCCAUUCAAGUUGCGGUUUGGCAAUGGUUUAUUUGUUGUGGACGUCAGACGGAUGCUCCUACUUGGAAUGUGACAUUGGAGCUGGAAGUUGGUUCCUCAUUGUGGCCCAAGUCUUCUGGAUGAUUGCUGGCUUUUUCACCAAGUCCAUGCGACCGAAUGCCUUUCAACGAAAGAAAAAGAUGAUGGAAGAGGAAGCCAAGAAACAACAAGAAGGGAAACGGGUUGUUCGAUUCAAUUCUACUACUACAGCCCGACCCAAACGAGCAUCCAUGCUGGCUCGGAUUUCACAAGAGGAACGGACGAAGAAGAUUAAUAUGGAACUGAUACCAUUUUUUUGUGAGUAUAGCGAUAAUGAUUCUACUGAUUUAUCUGGCACUCCGAGCAUGAAAGGAAAGAGAGAACGAAAGAGAGACACAAGCAAAUAA
Messenger RNA from Cylindrotheca closterium, 603 nucleotides. NCBI's taxonomy places the organism in Eukaryota, Bacillariophyta, Bacillariophyceae, Bacillariales, Bacillariaceae. The record is from the annotation of a GenBank genome assembly.